AUGGACGUCAAUGGUGCUGCUGCUCCUACGGUGCAGGCAGAUGGGGCUGCAGCUGAUCAACUUCCUCAGCCUAUUCCUUCAUCUACUCAGCCAAAUGCAAAUCGUAGACCGACUAGGCGGUCACACCGACUACAACGAAAAGCUGAAAGGGAAGGCUGGCUGAGUGCUCAGGGUCCUGGAUAUGCCGGUUUCACUUCAGCCCCGUCCCAGACGGACUCCUCAUUUUACAAUUCGACUUACAACAAUAACAACAUGAACCCUGCACAGAGUCAGUACAGUGCAGGCAACAGUUUCAUGUCUCAAAAUCCAAACUCAAACAUGGUCAACUUCGGUUUGGCCUCGAAUUAUGCAGUGUCAAAUCCUAGUCCAUUCAAUCAGCCUCCCGUACUACAACAGCCGCAGUUACUUCAAAUGCAGUUUGCGCAGCAGAUGAUGAUGGCUCAACAGAUAUUUGGUGCCGCCGGAAACGGUUCAUUUUUCAACAACGCUGGCGGUAUGCAUCAGCAGCCAAUACGUACAAUGUCGACCAUGGUCAACGCAGUUAUGGAGACAAGUGUUACACCGACUCAGGAUCUCAAUCCUAGUGAGGCUACUCCAGAUACAGCAAUGCAAGUUGAGGGUAAUAACGACAACGAAAAGAACGAAAAGAAAAAGAAGAAGAAGAAGGACAAGGAAAAGGUCAAGAAUAAGUCUAGCGAACAGCCGAGGUCAAAGAAAAAGUCGAACCCGGUGCAACCGCCAGAGACUCCCGUUCCCCGGCCGUCAUAUCUGGUACAGGCACGGAGAGAACCGAAAGACCUGGCCUUUCAUCAACCACUCCUAAUCAUUUUAGACUUGAAUGGGACCCUCUUGUACCGCAAAAACAAGAAAUUUCCACCUCAGUUUGUCCGUCGACCAGCGCUUGAUUACUUUCUGCAGCGACUCACAACCCGACACGCCGUCAUGGUAUGGUCGAGCUCCCAACCGGAGACAGUGAAUGCAAUUUGUAAUAGACUGUUUACCGAAGUUCAAAAGGAAAAAUUAGUUACAAGAUGGGGUCGGGAUAAACUGGGACUCGACGAAAGACAGUACUAUUCCAAAGUGCAGGUUUACAAAGAACUCGACAAGGUGUGGGCCGAUGAGGAUAUCCAGAGUACAUACCCCCAAAACCGAAAGCUCCAAACAGGCAGGGGUAUUUACAAUGUCUUGAGGAGGGCACCCUACACUACCUAUGAUAUGGAGAUGUCGGGUGCCACGAGCAGAUGCUGGGAUCAAUCAAAUACCGUGUUGAUUGAUGACAGCACAAUCAAAGCAGCUGCCAAUCCGUACAACAUCCUUGAAGUCCCCGAAUUCACCAAUGAGCCUAACGAUGAUGAUACCACGGUGCUGAAGACGGUGUUGGCCAAGAUCACAAUGCUCUCAAAGUCGAAUGAUGUCAGUGCACGACUUCGUUCUUGGGGCGAGAAGGGCAUUAAGAUUAGUCGUGAUGAGGUUUUGAAGGAAUCUUCUGCUUCUGAAGAAGAGUCCUCCGCCUCGGGGCCAGAGACAGACUCAGAGUCAAAAGCAGGGAAAGAGGACAACAACAAGGAGAUGAAUAUGAAUAAUAAGGAGAAGGGGAACGACGAUAACUACGUACCACCAGACGAUGGCCUUGUAUAUGAUACAGAUAACAAAAUCGUACCCCAUAAUCUUAGCUACGAGGGUACACAAGCCUUGCCUAAACUCCGAAAUCGAUAUAGACCACGACGCCGCAAGCUGAAAAGACGCAAAGCCAACAAAUCUUUAAGGAGACCUAAAAACCCUGCAACCGAUACCGAUGGCGAUCUGAUUCAAACCGGUUUUGAUGCUAGCGGAGCUGCUGUCGCUGCUGAGGUUAGCUAG
Messenger RNA from Talaromyces atroroseus, 1860 nucleotides. RefSeq lists its product as hypothetical. Gene Ontology annotation, molecular function: phosphoprotein phosphatase activity. Bases 1 to 1860 code for a protein of 619 amino acids. NCBI's taxonomy places the organism in Eukaryota, Fungi, Ascomycota, Eurotiomycetes, Eurotiales, Trichocomaceae. The transcript has a single exon. The record is from RefSeq and is a predicted model, not a curated record.